GUUGCUGGAUAUUAGCCUAAUUGUGCAUCGAAAUCGUGAACGACGUUCAGCUGAUUUCUGGUCUGUCAAAGUGAAAAUGCUAAGAAUACAACAUUAGCUAAGGGCAGUAAAAAUUACCACGUAUUAACUGUCGGAAGAAAGCCAUCUUUCUUUUUCAUUUAUCAAGUUAGUAAACUAUUUUUGCCACAAACUCACCUAACAACAUUCGAAGUCGUAUCGUCUGCACGCCUGGUCUCGUUCGGGCGUAUUGUCAACAUCACUUGUAAACAAGUUUCGUUCUUUUUGUUUAUCAAUGGGUUUUAGAACAUCUUUCGCGGGUAUUAAGAUACUACAUAGUCGAAAGUUCAGUUUCGAUACCACGUAGGAUUAAAUUCGAUAGUGGACAGAUAAAUUAUACUGUACAAGAACAGAGUGAGAAGUCGCUGAAAAGUGAAAGUUAGGACUAAAAUACAGGGUGGCUGUGACAGUAUUAACGUGGUAAUAUCAGGUUGGCCCGUAGCAUGAUGGACAGAUUGGAUAAAUUUCAGAUAAUAUUUAAUAAUCCCACGGCCACCUACUAUGCAGGCGAUACCGUUUAUGGAUAUGGUUGGGUUGUUGUGAAAGAGUUGAUGUAUGUUCAAAGUGUGUGUUUAGAAGCUAUUGGUGAAGCCAAAGUAGAAUGGAUGACAUCUAGUGAUAUACAAGCUUCAGAUGAAGAAGUUUUUAAUUACACAACCGUUCUUCCAAUCAAAGGUGAAAAAAAGAUAGAAGAUGAAGGAUUAUUACAUCCAGGCUCACAUUAUUUUCCAUUUGAAUUUUCUCUUCCAUCCAAGUUACCGUCUUCAUUUAAAGGAAAACAUGGACGAUUACGUUAUUUUGUGCGUAUGACAAUCUAUUCACCCGGUGGACCUCAUCAUGAAAGAACAAGUAAAUUUGCUGUGAUAGGAUCUCUAGAUCUCAAUGCAGAGCCUGAUGCUGCUCUGCCUGUUGAAAAUGACACAUUUGAAACAGUUGGUUCAUGGUGCUGUAUAUCAGGGACUGUCACAGCAUCUGUCAAAUUAGAUCGUAAGGGAUAUACAAUAAAAGAGGCGAUACCUGUUUGGGCCCAAAUAAAAAAUCUCAGUACUCGACGUUUAGCUUCAACUCAAGUUUCCCUUAUUCAGAACAUAACAUAUUAUUCUUAUCGUGGUCGUUUUAGUGAAUGCACUGUGUUAGUGACUAUCCAUAAAGGAAGUGUGGCUCCUCGGAGUAAACAAACAUGGAACAGAGAAUUACUCAGUAUACCUACUGUACCCUCAUCACAUUUACGUGGUUGUAAGAUUAUAGAUGUACAGUAUAGCUUAGAGUUGUGUAUUAAGCCAUCCGGUUUAGGACGUAAAGUGAAACUACCUGUAGACAUUAUAAUAGGAACUGUACCGUUAAAAGAUCAUGCACCACAUGUCACAUGUCAUCCAUUAAUUUCACCUGAAGACAGUUUAAACCCCUUCCCCUUUUUCUCUGACUCUAGUUCCGAUCAGGUGUUUUUAACUGAUUUCUCUUUUCAACAAAUGUUACCUACUGCUCCACCAUGGGAAGAAGAUGAUGACAUUCCCUGACAUCACGAUAAAGAUUGUGGUGAAUGUGAGAAUAGAUCAUUCCUAGAAAAUUGAUAAACUGAAGACUACCUUAACAAACAAAGACAAAGCCAAAAUAUAAACUGCGAUAUCUAUAAAGUGUUAUUAUAUUGUUUUGGUGUCACAGAAUUUAUUAUUGUGUUUGUUAAAGGAAAUUUAACUGCAGUGGAUUGUGGUCAAAUGUAGAGUUGUGCUAUAGAAAUGGAAGUGAGUAAAUAAACAAAAUGUGAACUAGUGAAUGAUGUGAAAGGAAAAUAACAGGAUGGUGGAACAUGUUCUAUUUUUGUUCAUCAAAAUACUAAAUGAGCAAGACAGUGAUUCCCAUGGUUUUAUUAAAUAAGUCAAAGCUGAAGAUUGUUUUAACAUGACUACAGUAUUUAAUGGACAGAAUUUGAUAGCCAAAAAACUCAUGACCUUAAAAUAAUUUUUGAAGGAUUGCUCAACAUAAAAAAAAUUGAUAUAUGUUCUUUUAAAAAGAAAGAGAUACAUAUCUGUGCUAUAACUGUUCAUUUAUAAAAUCACCAAUGUCAAAUUUGACCAGGAUCGUCAAUAUAUAUUCGCCAUUGAGUUAAAAAAAGUUAAACAUGCAUUAUGCAAGAGCUAAAUCUGCCUAUUGCAGGUCUUUCUUUAGGCCUGAAAUGUUUUCUAAAGUAUUAAUUAGACAUUAUUUAACUGAUCCAGGCCUUAAUCAACCCUUGAUGGCAUCAGAUUUCUCCAAUAUUAAAUAGAUUAGAAUGGUUCAGCGAUACUUUGAUUUAAUCAAAUAUGGAGGACCGAGACUUAGCUUCGGUCAACCAGUACGGUGGUUGAAAUUAUUACACACGUCUGUCAAAUCUUCAAAGGCUAAUAUCUUCGCUUGCAAUAGAGUAAUUUGAAUGAAAUUUUCAAAUUAUUCAUUUUACAUCAUCUACUUUCGAACUAUUAUAGCACGAAUGGCUAGUUCUUUAUCUAAAUCUUGCAUAAUGUAUCUUGAACUGAUUUUAAAUUGCAGAGAAGUUUUAUUGCAGGUUCAAGUAUUUUAGCAGGUCUAAUAUAUUUAAAUCACUUUGUUGACAAUGUUUUUUGUCUUUUUAAUAUUUUCUGUUUUGUUUGUUAAAAAUUUAUUAAAAUACCUCAGUAGGCUAUGUCAUCAUUUACUGAUUUGUUUUACAUUAUGAAUGAAAACUUCAUAGAUUUAUCAGGGCUGUUUUGUUGUCUGAAGAGAAGGCCCAGGCUAGACCUGAAAAUCAGUCUCUCUUAAGUAACUUACGGAACAAGAGAGAAUUCAAGUGCAAGUUUGGAUUUGUUAUUUUUAAAGACACAUGUUCUAAAUUACUGUCAGACAAAAUGAAAAGAAAUCAGAGAAAGAAAUAUAUUGGGCAAUCUAAACGCAACUUAUGGCUAUCAAAAGUUAACUUUACUUAAUAAUUUCACAAAGCCAUCUUUAUUAAUUUAGAAUGAUCAGUCAAUGACAGACGAAUAACUCAUGAACAUUAAGAUGAAAAAGCCAUCCCACUGUCUUAUAUUGUAUUUUUUUUUUAAUCAUUCAAAUUACUGUAAACAACUUUUUUUCGGUCCUUAUUUUUAUUAAAUUAAAUAUGGAAAAGACUUUAAGACAGACAUCUUCCCAGAUAUGACAAAUAUUUUUGGAGAGGUUAAAGUUUUUCAAACAUGGAUAUCUUCUAACAAUUACACAUAAUAUAUUGUUAUAAAACAUAUUUUCUGUUAUAUUUCUUUACUAUUUUUUCUACCUACUGUUCACUUUGCAAUUAUGCUGUUCAUAUCAUAGUACAUUUGUUUAUGGUUUUAUAGGUACAGUAAUAAAGUUUGAAAUACUUAUGUCAUAAGUGAUCACAUAUAGGAUUUAUGUUCAAUAACUAAUGAUAUGACAAUUAAUAUGUUAUUUUAAAAUAGACAUAUUUUGUACCUCACUAUGAAUGCAAUUAUUAACAUUUGUAUGUGUAUUGUAUCAAUUAUUUUUUAUGGCAAUAAACAAAAUAA
Messenger RNA from Patella vulgata (common limpet), 3572 nucleotides. RefSeq names its product arrestin domain-containing protein 2. The record is from RefSeq and is a predicted model, not a curated record. Gene Ontology annotation, cellular component: cytoplasm. Lineage: Eukaryota; Metazoa; Mollusca; Gastropoda; Patellidae. The coding region runs from base 501 to 1574 and encodes 357 amino acids. The transcript is spliced from 8 exons. Gene Ontology annotation, biological process: protein transport.